UAAUGUAAUAAGUGGAACCAAUUAUAGCUAAGUUACGAAUUGCAGAUUUAGAUGAUUAUGAACCAUUAAAGAAAUUCUUACCUAAUGUAUACUUAUUUCUAUCUAUAUUUUAUAAAUAUAGCCAAAUAUCAAGUUAUCACACAUAGCCUUUGUAACAUUAUUGUUCUCAAUCCUAUGUACAUUGAUUGGAAUUGCACCAAGAGUCUUAACUGGCUUAGUUGGAGCCUUGAUCCCAUCCUUUUAAGCAAUAAAUAAAUAUUAAACAACAGGUAAAAUAUAAUUAAAACCUAAUUAGGCGAAAUUUACACAAGUCUUCCUUAUUUCAUAAUAUUUUCAACUUAUUUGACCUUUCAAGGAUGGAUAAUGUGGAUCUUUUCAUUCAUACCAUGUUUCGAUACCAUGUGUUUAUUAUUUGUGUUGGCUCUCCAUCACCCAGAUGUACAAUUAUCUAAUAAAAUUUGGAAUUUGUUGUAGAAAGUAUUAUGAG
Messenger RNA from Paramecium pentaurelia, 487 nucleotides. NCBI's taxonomy places the organism in Eukaryota, Ciliophora, Oligohymenophorea, Peniculida, Parameciidae. The record is from the annotation of a GenBank genome assembly.